Messenger RNA from Serendipita indica DSM 11827, 1989 nucleotides. The record is from the annotation of a GenBank genome assembly. Lineage: Eukaryota; Fungi; Basidiomycota; Agaricomycetes; Sebacinales; Serendipitaceae.
AUGCAACGUCCAAACAUCUCAACAAGGAUCGGAACAACCUCCAACGGUCGCGACAAACCCCAAAGCACUCCAAACUGGCGAGGUUGGAGGCCAGACAAGCCAAAGCCAGGAGUGACAACGGAUGCAAAUUCUGUACUGGCUCUACAUGGCGAGGAUCAUGAUCCCAACCUAGCCGAGACGUCGUCAAACCGUCCUGGGCCUCCUCCGAAACCGCGUCAACCCUCGCCAAAGAAGCAAAAGACUACCCAGAGAUAUGUUGAUCCAGCUUGGUCCAGGAAGGAAGGAUCUUCAAACUGGGUUGGGCGAAGGGUCGAGUAUCAAAGGGAUCCACGUGAUGUUCCUCGCUAUCGCAACGACUAUGAGAGACAGAUUGACGAGGACCAUGAAAGAGAAUAUCGCCUGGAUGCUUGGAGUCGCCAUCGAGAACGAGUCAUCCCUCGCGAGGAACCAACUCGUGGUGCUCCAAGAGACUCUUAUCAAUCGUCUGGCUCCCAGUCGUACCGCAUGGGUGCCGGCAUGCCAUCUCCCAGUACCAUUCAAGCAGUCCACGGUCGCCCGGAGACAAAACACCAGUCAUCACUCUCGUCAUUACCAUCCACACCAGACUUACAUACGGAUGCAAAGACUGGGAAUAAUAAUGCACAUAAUGACGUAUCUUCAUCUUUGGAAGUUACGACACUUGUCGAAGACCUCAGGAUGGGUUCCCCUCAUGAGGAAUCUUUGCAAGAUCCCGGAGCUACAACUUUGUCAUACGAUUCUCCUCUGGGAACUAUCAAGUCAGAAGAGACAUCCAACAUACCAGGACUUGAAACAGAUGAGAGACACCGUCCGGAACUUUCUACAUCUCUCAAGCGCACAUUCUCCUCACUACCAGCUUCUCCUGACCAGCUCGAUUCAUUCAAGCGCCGUCGAGUGUCAGAAACUGAUCCCGCUCUCAAGUCUGAUUCGUCAGAAGUAGGGACACUUACUACGACGAUCAAGCCAGAAUCGGCGGAGCAAACAUCUGUCGCUUCGGUAGUCAUCAAUGCGGAACCUCAAGUCAAAAGAGAGCCGUCUCCAGACCGAUUACCUUCCCCUAUCGACGUCGACGCCCCGCCGCUGAGCCUAUACGAGCAACUUGGAUUACCAGGGCGAACAUCUGGUUCACAUCGGGUACCCCGUCCCAAGUUUUCCAGGUCUCAGGUCGUCGAACGAAGUGCCUGGGCAGAGAAGAUGUCAAAUGCAAUUCGAUGGGUCAGAGGCAACGAGCAUGCUCCACUGGAAAUGGGCAAUAUCUUUUGGAGGGCAGACGGGCAAACCCCAAUACUCACCUACCAUGAUCAUCAAGAAACGGUUGAAGCUCCCAACGCCAGUAUACAACAAGCCCAGCGACUGGAGAGCAACGGGGAUGCGAAUGCUAAUCGCUCAAUGGUCAUUGAUGACGCUGUAUCCGGCCUACGAAUGUUAUCAGCGGAGACGUUGUCUGGGGUCGCCAUCUGUUUUCUGGAUCGAUACACUCGAUGCUUUGACCACCUACAGAGUCGCAAGGAGCUGCGCAAGGCAUAUUCUGUUGAUGCGAUCAUGACUCUCCAAUUCAACGACUUGCCAACGGAAGGCACUUGUCCUCGCGUUGGUAAUCCUCGCCGACAGGGUCAUUCAAUCGUCGAACUUGCCGAGCGAGAAAACGGAAGAAAUCUCCUGCUCGACUCGGAUCGAGUGCCGAAUCAUCCUGGGUACAAGCAACGGUUCCGGCGAUCUUUCAACGCGGGAUCAGACGCUAUCAUUGCGAAGCUUUUGGAGUUUGACGACCUGAUGCACUCACCAACUAUCGACUCUCCGUCUCAGUUCCAAUUCCACAUCGUGGCGUUUGCGGACCUUGGUUGCCUGCUUCUCACGUUUCAUGGAGAACUAUUCAAUAGAGCCACAGUGGAGAGACCGAGCUCUGUCGUUGUCCGAUUCGAUAGGACGUUCUUGUUGCGACAAAACGAUUUCAAGUCCCAAUCUUGGUAG